Apis florea (little honeybee) is the source of this 1164-nucleotide messenger RNA. Its product is annotated as formylglycine-generating enzyme. Lineage: Eukaryota; Metazoa; Arthropoda; Insecta; Hymenoptera; Apidae. Gene Ontology annotation, molecular function: formylglycine-generating oxidase activity. The record is from RefSeq and is a predicted model, not a curated record. Gene Ontology annotation, cellular component: endoplasmic reticulum. Gene Ontology annotation, biological process: protein oxidation.
AUAAUCUAUUUUAAAAUGAAAAAUUCAAUAAGAAUUAUAAAAAAGAAAUUGAUUGUAUUGUUUAUAUUCACAAAUAUAAUAACAUCAUGUUCUAUAGCUGAAAGCUCUGAAAUAGAUGAUUCAAAUGAAGAAUCUUGUCAUUGUAAUAGUUGCAGUUUUGACAGACAAACUAAUAUAAAGAAUUAUUAUAAAAAAGAAAUACAAGAUUCUUGUUUAGCGAAUGAUAUUCUUCGUGUUUAUGAAAAAUCUGUGAAUUCUAUAAAUCAUUUAAAAAACAUGAUUAAGAUAAAGACGGGUAUUUUCGCGAUUGGUACAAAUAAUCCAAUUUUUAUUGCUGAUGGCGAAGGACCAAAACAGCAAAUAUAUUUAAAUAGUUUUUACAUAGAUAAGACGGAAGUAAGUAAUCGCGAUUUUGCAAAAUUUGUUAAUGUCACUAAGUAUAAAACAGAAGCAGAAAGAUUCGGAGAUUCAUUCGUAUUUGGAAGUCUAUUAAAACAAAAAAGUCAAGAGAAUGUAACGCUUGUUGUUGCUCAAGUUCCUUGGUGGUUACAAGUAAAAAAUGCAAAUUGGCUACAUCCAGAGGGUCCUGAAUCAGAUAUUAAGAAUAGAAUGGAUCAUCCUGUUGUUCAUGUAUCAUGGAACGAUGCUAUUGCCUAUUGCAAUUGGUUAGGAAAACGAUUACCUACUGAAGCAGAAUGGGAAGUUGCAUGUCGAGGAGGAUUGUCAGAUAGAUUAUAUCCAUGGGGAAAAUUAAUUCCAAAUGGUCAAUACAGAGCAAAUACAUGGCAAGGUGAUUUCCCAAAUAAUAAUACCAAAGAAGAUGGAUAUGAAGGUACAUCACCUGUUAGAGAAUUUCCACCAAAUAAAUAUGGAUUAUAUAAUAUGAUAGGAAAUGUUUGGGAAUGGACAUUUGAUUGGUGGACAAUUGAAAUCACAACACGAGGCGGAUCUGUUAAUCCUACUGGACCAAGUCAUGGUACAAACAAAGUAAAAAAGGGUGGUUCCUAUCUUUGUCAUAAGAGUUAUUGUUUUCGAUAUAGAUGUGCUGCACGGAGCCAAAAUACUCCUGAUACAACAGCUGGAAAUCUUGGUUUUAGAUGUGCGUUAUCAGCUUAAUUUUAUAAAUGAAUACUUUUAAAUAAAUAAUUUGAAUAUUUCUUAUUA